AAAUCUGUGUUUUUUUGCGACCACAAAGAAGACAAAGCAAAUUUUGCAAAUUUUCGGACUCAGUUCUCCCGAGAAAUCCGAUUGCGCAACCUCGUUAAACUUGGAGAGGAGUUUGUAAAUCCGACGUGCAAUAUGCCCAUUCAACGUAUAAUUUUUGCUUUUGGCCAUCGCACCAUACCUUUGUUGGCCAAUCCUGUUAGCACACAGGCCAUCCGUAAGAUGUCGGUAUCCGUUUUGGCCACAGAAUCAUCUGACAAAGGCAUGAUUAUUUUGAACCGUCCUAAGGCUUUAAAUGCGAUUAAUUUGGAUAUGGUGCGUAAAAUCUACAGACAUUUGAAGAAAUGCGAAACAACCAAGUCUCUAGUGAUAAUUAAAGGUACCGGUGAAAAGGCUUUCUGUGCUGGCGGCGAUGUACGUGCUGUGGUUGAGUCGGGCCCCAGCGAAGAGUCAAAGAGUUUCUUCCGUGAAGAAUAUACCACAAAUGCCUUAAUUGGUAACUAUACCAUACCAUAUAUUGCCCUUAUUGAUGGCAUUACCAUGGGCGGUGGAGUUGGUUUGUCGGUGCAUGGCAAAUAUCGCGUGGCCACCGAACGUACCCUGUUCGCCAUGCCCGAGACAGCUAUAGGCCUGUUUCCCGAUGUUGGCGGCUCAUAUUUCCUACCACGUUUGCAGGGCAAACUUGGUCUAUUUUUGGGUCUUACCGGUGUUCGCCUAAAGGGAGAAGAUGUUUUCAAGGCUGGUAUUGCUACUCAUUACUGUGAAAGUGCUAAAAUUGCUGAAUUGGAAACGGCUUUACUCAAUUGUCCCGACGCUGACGAAGUACCCGAAAUUUUAAAGAAAUUUAAUAACCCAUCGUCAAAACCAUUUGCCUUGCAACCACAUUUGGAUCAAAUCAAUAAAUGUUUUGCCGGUGAAAGUGUAGAGGAAAUAAUUGAGAAUCUCAAGAGCGAUGGCAGUGAAUGGGCAACAAAAACUAAAGAGGUUUUACUUAAAAUGUCACCCACCUCAUUGAAAGUAACUUUCCGUCAAUUAGAAUUGGGAGCUAAAUUAUCUUUGCCACAAUGUCUUAAUAUGGAAUAUCGUAUGGUGGUACGUCAUUUGGAGAAUAGCGACUUCAAAGAAGGUGUACGCGCCCUACUCAUUGACAAAGAUCAAAAGCCCCAAUGGAAUCCAAAAACCUUAGAUGCCGUAACUGAAGAACAUGUACAAUCGUUCUUUGCCAAAUUGCCCGACACCGAAGAAUUGAAAUUGUAAAUUGAAUGAAUGUUUGCUAAAUUGUUUUGAACGGCUUUUGUUUGUUUAAUUUUUUUUUAUUAUUUCUGUAUGUUUUGUGGCAUUUCUAGGAAUUGUGCAUACAUUCCACUUGCAAGCUACCAUGUAAGGCUUGGAAGAUCUUUAUUUUUUUAAUAUAUUUUUUUAUAAUUGUAUUAUUGUGCCUUAAAGCCAAAAGUGGUUUUAAUAUUACUUGUUAUAACCUAUCGAAUUUUUUAUUAUUUUUGCUUAUUUUUUUAAUUGGCUUUUAUUCAAUUUAGAUUUCUAUAUUUAACAUUUUAUGUCUGUUAAGUAAAAACUAAAUAAUUUCUUUGUUAUUUUUAUUUUAUAUCGUUUUCUCUUCACAGGGCCAAAUAAGAAAAAACCUCCGAAUAUCUGAAACACUUCAAGUGUUGUAAACAAUAAAAAAAGUAAACAUGAGUACCAGGAUAUUACGCAUUUACAUAAAUUACAAUUAUCUAUUAAACGAAAUUGUAUUAAAUGUUGCAAAUAAGUGCUAAUCAUUUAUUUUGCAAACAUUGUGGUUUUUUUCAUCACGAUAUUAAUUAGUUUACAUACAUUUAAGUAAGAAAAGUGCUAAAUUUUUUUUAAAUAUACAUACAUAAAUUGUUUUUCAUUUUCAUUAUGUGCCUUAAUAAAAAAAUUUAUUUAAACAAUAAUAAAUCAAACAUAGUAUUAAUUAACACAAAGAA
Molecule: messenger RNA, 1964 nt
Organism: Calliphora vicina (urban bluebottle blowfly)
Lineage: Eukaryota; Metazoa; Arthropoda; Insecta; Diptera; Calliphoridae
Gene: Hibch
Product: 3-hydroxyisobutyryl-CoA hydrolase
Exons: 4
Coding region: 133-1254 (373 amino acids)
Biological process (GO): L-valine catabolic process
Cellular component (GO): mitochondrion
Molecular function (GO): 3-hydroxyisobutyryl-CoA hydrolase activity
Source: RefSeq, a predicted model, not a curated record